Molecule: messenger RNA, 2272 nt
Organism: Ipomoea nil (Japanese morning glory)
Lineage: Eukaryota; Viridiplantae; Streptophyta; Magnoliopsida; Solanales; Convolvulaceae
Exons: 2
Coding region: 493-2049 (518 amino acids)
Source: RefSeq, a predicted model, not a curated record
CGACAUCGUUGAGGUGCCGCCAACAGAAUCUAAGGAAUACGCGCGCUAAAGCGCGUUCAAAAACACAAAACACUCUAAAAUAGAAAAAAAUCGAAUCUUGAAAUCUUGAAUGCAUUUGUCUGUACACCAUCCAUAUUUACAGAGAGUGAGAGGGACACUCAAGCAGAUCUACUCCGAAAAUCUACUUCCCACAAUCCCACCGACAAACCAUUUCCGCACUACAUGUUUAGCACUGUCUAUAACUAGAGCCCACAUUGGUGUAAUAUUGCAUUACCACUGCUUAUUUGCUAUUAAGGUUCUUGAUUGAGAGUGUACCUUUUCUUCAAGUGUAAUUAUGGGCUUAAACUAGUAUAAAAGAGGCUACUUUCUGCAUCACUGAAACAAGGGAUCCAAAAGGCUUGCUUCAUCGUGUUUAUGAGCUUGCAGAGAGCUGAAGCUUCUCCAGAAGGCAGAUUCAACGUUGCCACGUAGUUAGGAUUCGAAGAAGUCAUCAUGUUGAGGAACCAGAAAAGCAAAGGCUUCAAGGUGAAGCAUGCUCUUCAGAUAUGUGUACUGGUAGGCGUUUGCAUUUGGCUGCUUUACCAAGUCCAGCACUCCCGCGAUAAGAAAGCAGCCUUAGAAACAACGAGGCUCUCUGAGGAGGUCGAGAGUGGGAAUAGCUUCCUCAAGUUGGGGCGUAAGGACCUGGAACCUCAAAUGGAGGAGGAAAGUAAUGAAGAUGUGAAGAACGAGGAGCCAGACGAAGAGGAGAGCAAGAGUUUUGGUGAUGAGAGUAAUUCUACCGAGCUUGAGCAAGGAGGUGAUGGAGGAGGGAAAGAGAUGGAAGAAAACAGCAAUGAAGGAGAUGCAAAAGCAGAAGAUAAUUCGGAGGUGGAGAGCCAGGAGAAUGGUGAAGUUGCUAAAGAUGGUAGUAUGGAGGAGAAGGAAACUUCAGAGGAGAACAGGCAAGAUGGCGAUAGAGAAGAGCAAAGUGGAAGCGAGGGUGAGAGGAACACAGAACAAGAAGACGGAGAGAAAGAGAGGGCUGAAAACGAUAUCCAAGAAGUGACUCAGGAGAAUAAUGAGAUUGGAAAUGAAGAUGGGACUGUGAAAGAGGCUAAAGAGGAAAACGGUAGUGAAGAAGAAAAUUCGGGAAGCAAAGAUGAGAAUGCAAGUGAGGAGACAAACGAAAACGGAGGUGAAGAGAAGGAAGUUCAUGUUGAGGAAAAUAAUGAAAGCCAUGCCGGGGAGAGUGAAGAAACGAAAAAUGGAGAUGUCGAAGAAAAAAAUGAGGUCAACAAAGAAGGCGAAGCAGAAAAUGUAGAGAGUGCAUCAGAUAAUGUGGUUCAGGCCUCCCAAAAUGAAAGCGAAACUGAAAAAGGUAAUGAGGAAAAAAACGAACCCGAGGAGAAUAGAAGCCAGAACGAGUCAGGCUCAGAUUCCACAGAAGGAAACACCAAUGCAGAAAAUAACACUGAAGCCACUGGAAAUACUUCCAAUUCAGACGACAAUUCCAACUCUACAGAACCAAAAACAGAAACCAAUGAACAGCAGCAAGAGAAUGAUAACUCUACCCAAGCUGAAAAUGGAUCUGUCCAUUCAGAGGGUAAUCAACAGCAGCAAGAACACGAUAACUCAAUUCAAGAAGUCGUUCCUGGCGGGGAUAGCUCAGAAACCUCUCCACAACAAACUGAGAAAAACACCAAUGCUUCCACUAAAGAAAACUCCGAUUCAGAUUCAGAUUCAACUACUUCAGCUGAAAGUGACGACACAGGCUCAACUGUGGGGAAAGAGAGUGGCGAGGCCUCAUCAACCGAGCAGUCAGACCCAAAUUCUGGUUCUGAAGAAUCAGUUAAACCCUCAAAUGACGACGAAAACAAAACAGAUUCUUCAAGCUCCCAAAACGAAGAUUCAGCCCAAAACUCCACUCAAGAUGAUGUACAACACAACCAAGAUGAAUCAUCCAAUUCAAUUCCUCGAGAAGAGAAAGAUGCCCGUACAGACGUUGAGACAUUGCCAGAGACAGGAAGCGAAGGAAACAACGAAGAAGAUGCAGCGGCCAAGGAGUAAAAGAUGAAGUUUAUUCACUUGAAGGCUGUAGUUGUAAGUCCUGUAUUCUUUUCCUCACCCCUUACUCUAAAAUGGUAAAUACAAUAUAUGCUGCUUGCUAGGCAGUGUCAAGCCACAUUGUAUAAUUAUUAUAGCUUAUAACAUUGCACAAAAGAACUAAGUUACACUUUUGAUGUCUUUGAAUUCUUUGUAUGAAGCUCUUAUUAUCCGUUUCGUUUUGUUA